AUGGCGGAAGAGAUCAACAUACAGGUCUACAUGAAGGGGUUGUCCCGCGUCGAUCGCGUCGUGGAUGACUCUGGCUACGCAUUCACAGCUCUCGAUGUCAUCGAAAAAGGCUUGGUGAGUCUGGAGCCGAUCAAAAGCUACUCGCACUUGCUUUACGUGAACGUCUCCAAGAACCAAAUUGUCGAUGCUUCCCCGCUUUCGGAGCUUUCGUAUCUUGUGUGCGUGGAUCUAUCGAGCAACGCUCUCACAGAACCGCCAACUCUCCCACAGCCGUAUCUACAGUCGCUUGAUAUGUCUGAAAACCAAAUCUAUGCACUGCAGGGUCUUGUAUCGGGCUCUCUAUCCGUUCUCAAAAUCAACAGAAAUGCCUUGACGACCCUCGCUGGUCUUCACACAUUGCCGUCCCUCGUCACGCUAGAAGCAUCUCGCAACAACAUCGAAGAUAUUACCAGCCUUGUAAGUGAUACAGCGCCCAAACUAGAAGCACUUUGUCUGGAUGAUAACAAAAUCACGUCGUUGAGUGGCAUCGAAAGCCUGUCAGCGCUGACCUCGCUGUCGGUCCAGCAGAACUACAUCGAAUCGCUGGAGGCUGUGCAACAUUUGGAACAACUAACCAAGUUGACGACGUUGAGUCUGAUAGGAAACCCCGUGACGCAAGCCGAAGACUACCGUUCAGCGAUCAUCUUGUUGGCACCGACACUUACGCACCUGGACGGAGAGCUGCUAACUGACGACGAUCGCUUGGCUGCAGUGCAAUUAAAGCGUCAACGAGAGGCAGAGGCAGCAGAACAAGCUGAAAGAAAUGAAUAG
This is a messenger RNA of Phytophthora infestans T30-4, 810 nucleotides long. RefSeq lists its product as uncharacterized. Gene Ontology annotation, molecular function: protein binding. Bases 1 to 810 code for a protein of 269 amino acids. The transcript is spliced from 6 exons. Lineage: Eukaryota; Oomycota; Peronosporomycetes; Peronosporales; Peronosporaceae. The record is from RefSeq and is a predicted model, not a curated record.